GCGCGGGGCGGGGACGCGACGACGCCAGCGCCAGCGGAUCCCGUGACCGUGCGCCCCGCCCGGAGCCGCCGCGGUCAUGCAGUCCCCGGCGGUGCUCGUCACCUCCAGGCGAGUUCAGAAUGUCCACACGGGCCUCGACCUGACCGUGCCCCAGCACCAGGAGGUGCGGGGCAAGAUGAUGUCAGGCCACGUGGAGUACCAGAUCCUGGUGGUUACCCGGCUGGCUGCGUUCAAGUCGGCUAAGCACAGGCCCGAGGAUGUCGUCCAGUUCUUGGUGAGCUGGGGGCUCUGCCAGGAUGCUCCUGAGGGGGCCCAGGGACCAGGGGGCCAGGCGCACAGACACACCUGCCACUGGGGUGUGAGCAGCACCAGGGAGCGGCCCGAGGACAUAGACUGUACUGUUGCUGUGCUGUCAGCAUGUUCCCAGGCUCCCACCUGUAACCACUCCGCCAAUCUAGGCUUUGCUGCAGGCUUCAGGCUUGGAGCCCCGGCUUCCCCCAUCCCAGGAGGCUGCAGGAAGCCCCCAGCUCAGGUCCUGGCACAGGAGCUUGGGUGUGGGGCGACACCACCUCGUCCCCUGGCAGUGGGUGUCAGGUGCCCUCCUCCUCCUCCUUCCACAGGCACCAGGUCCCCAGGGGCUGCGGACCUCACCAGCAGAGACGUCUCUGUCCUGGAUACACCCAACCAGGCCCGGGAUGACGGGGAGGCUUUCGACUUCUUCGAGCAGCAGGACCGAGCAGAGCUUGAGGCUCUGCCCAUCCCAGGCCGGGAGAGCGAGGAUGCAGGAAAAUCCUCCGAGGAGGAAGAGGAGGCACUGGACCCUCUGGGCAUCAUGCGCUCCAAGAAGCCCAAGAAACGCCCCGAAGUGGUGGUGAAGCCCAAACCCUCACCCCGACUCACCAUUUUUGAUGAGGAGGUGGACCCUGAUGAGGGGCUCUUUGGCCCGGGCACAAAGCCCACCCCCCAGCGCCCCGCAGAGGACACGCCCCUCCAGGAUCCCCUGAAGUUGUUUGAGGAUCCUGACCUCGGUGGUGCCGUCCCUCUGGGAGACCCCUUACUGCUGCCUGCCGCCCAGGAGAGUAGAGGGCGCAUAUCCCACGCGGAGCUGUUCAGAGUUGAAGAGGACUUGGACCAGAUUCUGAACCUGGGGGCUGAGCCCACACCCAAGCCCCAGCCUAAGCCCAGACCUCCAGUGGCAGCUAAGCCAGCACUUCCCAGAAAGCCAGCUGUCCCCCCCAGAGCAGGCCUGUUGGAGGCCGAGGCGGGGCGGCGGAAGCAGCAGCAGCCGCAGAUUCAAGCCAUGGACGAGAUGGACAUCUUACAGUAUAUCCGGGACCACGAUGCGCCUGGCCAGGCCGCCCCCAGCCUCUUCUGACCCUCCCACCCCUGAACUGGCCCCGGGCUGCCAGAGCCUCUCCGCUGGAGGGAUGUGGGGUGAUGUGGGCACUGUGCCCUGCAGGGCCAGGACCUCUAUUCCCAAGGGAGGGGGGUGGAUGCACAGGUCAUAGGACCCCUGUGCUACCUUGGGCUUUGUUUUGUUUUGUUUGCCUGUGGGGUCAGAGAACCCUGAAGGGCAUGGAGAGAGAGGUCACCAUAGGAAUCGGAGCUCAGAUUGUCUCAGCCACAUGGAUAUGGAGGGGAGAGCAUGGGGGCUGCCGUGCUAACCAGGACUUCAGCCCCCAGGAUGAAAUUGAGACUGGAGGGACUCCAGGAUGCCCUGCUCGGGGCAGGGGGACUUUGUGUCCAGUCGUGCCUAUUGCGUAGGGGCGAGGGUCUGCCCAGCCUGGGAAGAGGGGUGGAGUCCCUGGGCUGCCUCUGGUCAUCAGGUGCUAAGCAGGGUGCUUUCCCAUGUGUCCAACUUGAGGGAGACACGAAGCCCAACCCUGCCUCUCGCGUGUGGACAGCCUGAUGAGCCCCCGGUCUUCCUUCCUCCUCCUUUCCCAGGGACUGCCUGGCCUGACCUUGGCCUCUGUAGGCCUCUGGCCGUAUGGCCAGUGUCCACCCUUGCAGCUCCGAGCAGAGCGGUCGUGGCAUCCUCCAUCCGCUGCCUGGGCCUGUUCUUGGGUGUCUCUCGUACUCACGGUGAGCCUGGGCGGGAUGCUCUUGGCUGCUGCUUCGAGCACUCUGUCCAGCGGUGGGUGCUGCCAGGCCUUCCCUGUCCCCCAGAUCUGGACGUGCUCACCGGCCUCUCAGCUUGGGGACUGCCUCUCCAGGGAGAAGGAGCCCUGUGCCAGAGCAGGGCCAGUGCCUUAGACUUCCCCCGGACCCCCCACGCCCCGGCACACGGGUCGGGGCAUGGCACAGUGCUCAGGAAAUUCUCAGUGAACGCUGUUUAAUAGAGCAAAGGAUAUCUUUUUAAAUACAUUCUUCAUGUUCAGAACUAGUUUUUAAUGAAACACAGUUUUUAAUGAAAUGCAAUCACUGUUGUCCCUUGGCUUCUCUUGCUUGACAGAAACCCUGGAAGGGGGUUUGAAAGCAGGACCCCCUGAUGCUUUCCUGAUCAGGGCCAGCAGCCCCCCCGAGGGAGGCUUCCGACCAAGCUGGUUCUUGGCCACCAUCAGAGUCUCUAGUACCCUGCGCCUGCCCUGCGCCCGGACCUGUGGGCUGUGGGAGCACCCCCUCUGUCCUGCGUCUCAAGCACCCCGGCACCCUCGUCAGCUGUCCGGUCUGAGGAGGCUGCCCUCCUGCAGCCUGGGCCAGAGGGACAGGAAGUAGGCAGCUGUGGGAUCUGAGAGCUGCAUGCCUUCUCUGCCUUCCCCGGGCUUCAAGGCCUCUCUCCCAGGGCCCCACACAGCCUCAGGGCUCCUCACACCUGCCAUUCCACUUGCCUUUCACUGCCAGGCCUUCGCGUCCCACGCCAGAAGGCCUUGGAAGGAGUGACUGCUGAGGGGAGGGCUGCCCCUGUUCUCCCUCCUGUGCCAGCUCCCCACCCACCACCAUCUCUCACCAGCUGUGACAUAGGAGCAGAGGGCUCAGCUGGCACGUGCCUGGAAGGGGUCACAGACAGAACCUGCCAUUCUGGUGUGGAUUUCAGCCACUGUGGGCUGGCCGCCUCCCUGGAGGCCUGGCGCUGCCUAGACACUGAGUGAAGAUGUGCACGUCCCCGGAUAAUGACGCUCAAACUGUGGCUGGCUCUCCGCCGCGGGUCUGUGACCUACUGGGGAAUUGGUGACAACCAGUGAUCCAAUAAAGUUCAUGCCAGUGACUCA
Messenger RNA from Ailuropoda melanoleuca (giant panda), 3209 nucleotides. RefSeq names its product HCLS1 binding protein 3 (gene HS1BP3). The record is from RefSeq and is a predicted model, not a curated record. Lineage: Eukaryota; Metazoa; Chordata; Mammalia; Carnivora; Ursidae. The transcript has 6 exons. The coding region runs from base 77 to 1375 and encodes 432 amino acids.